Molecule: messenger RNA, 1715 nt
Organism: Bradysia coprophila
Lineage: Eukaryota; Metazoa; Arthropoda; Insecta; Diptera; Sciaridae
Molecular function (GO): metal ion binding
Source: RefSeq, a predicted model, not a curated record
AUAUUUUGACAGUUUGGAUGGAUGAGGGCGAAAGUUUGUUGUGAUAAACACUACCUUCUUUUCAAAUCAAUUUUGUAUCGAACAUGGUCAUCUGCAAAUAUUUUUUAAAGAACUCUUGCAGCUUUGGCCCUCAAUGCAAGAACGAGCACAUAAAUGUCGCAACGGUUGUGAAGACCGAUGCUGAAGCGUCGAUAAAAGGGAAACAAUGGAUGCUGUCCUCUUACGGACCGUUCAAGGACAAACCGUCAUUGCCCAAUUUCGAGGAUCAAUCAUUCGAAGAGAUACGGUCGCUGUGUUACGAGGCGAAAAAUAAUGGCAAUCUACAGGCACUAUUACCACAGUUGAGCCAACAGGCUGCUGACGCUUCAUACAAAAUAUCGAUGCUGUGCGAUCAGAACCAUGUGAACAACAAUUUGUUGAAUAUGCUGGUCAAUUUGUACGAUACCGGAGAGUCGACGGCAAACACUCAGAGCAAUCUGGGCACCGGUAAUCCGUUUGCAGUCAGUUCGGCGGUGGGCGGAGGCCAAACGCCCAGUUUAUUCGGUACGAACACAACUCAGCAACAAAAUCCGUUCGGCGGCAGCCUAUUCGGUAACAACAAAGCACCUCCACCAAGUGGCAUAUUCGGCAGUGCAAACACAAGCAGUUCCACAACAGGCAAUUUUUUCGGACAACAAAGCACGUUCGGAAGUGGUGGACAAUCGGCUUUCGGAGGUCAGACUGCAUUCGGUGGACAAGGUGCAUUCGGUGGCACUACUACAGCCGCUAACAAUACCUUUGGAACGAGCUCAUUUGGGCAAACAGCGGCCAGUCCUUUUUCUCUGUCACAAAUUGGUCAGCCAGCAGAAGCACCGAAACCGACCAGUAGCAUAUUUGGAGCCUCUGCAUUCCAACAAACUCAAAAUUCAGUCUUUGGUGCGGCACCUGCAUUCAGCAAUCCAAUACAGCCAACAAAGCCUAGCGGUUUAUUUGGUACGGGCAGUAUGUUCGGUCAAGCAGCUACUCCUUCUGGAUUAUUCGGCCAAAGCAAUCAACCGGCCAAUCAACCAGUCAAUUCUGGAAAUUUGUUCUCAUCGUUUGGUGCAUCGGCUCAGCCGCAAACACAGUCACAAGGUCUUUUCGGUGCAGCCAAUGAAAAUAAAUCGAUUUUCGGACAAAGUACCAACAGCAAUCAGAGCGUGUUUGGGGCGAACCAACAGCAAAUCAAUCAGAACACCAGCAGUAAUCAGAGUCCGUUCGGAGCUAAUCCACAGCAAGCCAAUCAAAGUUCGAACAUUUUUGCGAAUGCUUUACAACAACAAGGCAACACACAGAAUGUUUUUGGAGUGCCACAAGAACAGCAGCCGAGUAUUUUUGGUCAAUCGAACACCGCUGCACCGAACAUUUUUCAAAAUCAGUCGAAUGCUUCUACUGGAUCGAAUAUAUUUCAAAAUCAGUCGAACGUGCCGGCAGUCGGAUCUGUAUUCGGUGGCAGUGUGUUUGGACAGCAGGCUGUGGAACAAGUGAACCACAGCGCUUACAGUAAAAUGGAAGACUUGGAACCCGAAGAUUUGCAAUGGUUUAAUGCUCCCAAUUUUGUGCUUGGAGCAAUACCGACCAUUCCACCUCCGAAAGAACUGUGUGCCAGAUAAUGACAAAAUCGUUUUCGGUACGAAAAUAAAUUCAAGGAAAUGUACAAAUUUAAGAAACCGCAUUUUCAUUAGACGAGACACAAA